Dovyalis caffra is the source of this 402-nucleotide messenger RNA. Lineage: Eukaryota; Viridiplantae; Streptophyta; Magnoliopsida; Malpighiales; Salicaceae. The record is from the annotation of a GenBank genome assembly.
AACACAACUAUAGAAUCAGUUGCGGAAGGUACAGGGGUGAUCACAGCUCAAGCACGGGAAAAUGCCACCGAUGAAAGUGGAUUCACAUUUAUUCAUUGCAACAUAACUGGUUUAGGUAACAAUACUUACCUUGGUCGUGCUUGGAAGAAGAGACCAAGGGUUGUGUUUGCCUACACUUACAUGGGACAUCUAAUUAACGAUGAAGGCUGGUCCACUUACAAGUAUCCUGAGCGCAAUGAGACUGUGUAUUAUGGAGAGUACAAGUGCACUGGCCCAGGUUCUAGCUCCUCUGGUCGAGUUCCAUAUGCAAAGUCAUUAUGUGAAGCAGAAGCAAAACCCUUCUUGAGCAUGACUUACAUCAAUGGAAACAAGUGGCUUAUUCCACCUCCCAAAUUGCCUUGA